Scatophagus argus is the source of this 4214-nucleotide messenger RNA. It is a transcript of the gene cbx1a, whose product is annotated as chromobox homolog 1a (HP1 beta homolog Drosophila). The record is from RefSeq and is a predicted model, not a curated record. Gene Ontology annotation, cellular component: nucleus; pericentric heterochromatin. Gene Ontology annotation, molecular function: chromatin binding. Lineage: Eukaryota; Metazoa; Chordata; Actinopteri; Scatophagidae. The transcript has 5 exons. Bases 1 to 675 code for a protein of 224 amino acids. Gene Ontology annotation, biological process: chromatin organization; negative regulation of transcription by RNA polymerase II.
AUGGGCAAACUGACUGAGCUUAUACUUCUAACAGAAGUACCCUCACCAAACGUCAAGCUGGCGACUGCAGCAGGAAAGAAGGGCAAGAAGGCUGAGGAGGAGGAGCAGCAGCCUGCAGGACCAGUGCCAGAACCAGCACCCGCUGCAGGAGCGGAGGAGGAGGAAGAGGAGGAGGAGUAUGUGGUGGAAAAGGUUUUGGACCGCCGAGUGGUGAAGGGAAAGGUGGAGUUUCUGCUGAAAUGGAAAGGGUUCUCAGAUGAGGAUAACACCUGGGAGCCAGAGGAGAAUCUGGACUGCCCGGAUCUUAUUGCAGAGUACAUGCAGAAACACAAAGAGAAGGAGGAGAAAAAGAAGGAGGGCAAGAGGAAAGUCUCCACUGAGGCCACUGGAGACUCUGAGGAACGAGGGAGCAAAAGAAAGAAGGAGGAGGGUGAGAAGGCCAGAGGUUUUGGCAGAGGUCUGCAGCCAGAGAGGAUUAUUGGAGCAACGGACUCCAGUGGAGAGCUGAUGUUCCUUAUGAAGUGGAAGAACUCAGACGAGGCUGACCUUGUCCCCGCCAAGGAGGCCAAUGUCAAAUGUCCCCAAGUGGUUAUCUCUUUCUAUGAGGAGCGCCUCACCUGGCAUUCUUACCCCACAGAGGAGGAGGAGAAGAAAGAGGAGGAGAAAAAAGACUAGAUGAGCAGAGGUGCAAAAAAAAAAAAAAAACCAUGAAGAGAAAGGAAUCUUGGAAGCACAGGGCAGGAAAUCAACUAUACUGGUGAACUGUUGUCCGGAUAAUUGAGUCUAGCAGCUACUUUGGCAGAGAAAGUGGAGAAAAAUCCCUGAUCGUUGGGAUUGAACUGCCAAUGUAGCUGACAGGAACAGAGAGGUUUGUUUUCCUGCCCUUGAAGGAGAUGGGCGUCCUUUCCUCAAAAGAUGCUCCCACCUGUAUCUCGACUUAAAAAAAAUUAAGAGGUAUAUUGACAUCUGGUGUCUCUGUCAAGCUACCUCACGUCCAUGUGAGAAGCAAGCUGAAUGUUUGGCUGUGGCUGGCAUGUCUCUGCUCCCAGUCAGCCUUUAUUUAGAAUACCUGUUUUGAAAAUGUUUUGGCUGGUGAAAGCGACCCAAACCUCCCUUCUUGCUUUGUCUGGAUACAUUGGAGGGAACUUCUUUUGGAACGGAAUGAAGUGAAGCGAGAUAUUUUGGACACAUGUCUCUUUCAGUAUCUGUUCUCUUUGUGCCACCUGGGUUCUUCUCAUUAUCGCUGAUGUAACGCUGCUCCUCACUUGAAACUCUCAAAUGCCAAACGAUGACUGUGCAUUUCACUCUGACACGGACAGAUUGACGAAGAGGGGUUACAGCCUUACAUGUCCUACCAGCCAGUGUGGCAGCCAACCAGCCAGUGCUCAGUUGUCUGCUAAAACAACUUUUUUUCUUUUUGUUUUUAAAGAAAAGCUGUCAUCAGUCAUUCCACCCAUGGAUUAUGCUGCUGCCCAAAGCAUGUACUUUAUUUUUUUCGUCAAUUUUUUUAAAAAUUAAAACUAACAAACGAGUUUGUAUUUGAGCUACGAGUUAAGGUUUUUGUGCUGAUUUGGUUGCGGUUCUGAAGCAAACCUGUAGCUUUUCUGUGAAUGUAAAACUGUCCAUCUGCUGUAUUUCAUGUGGCUCAUUUGUUCAGUCAUUAAGGUAUACAUUAGGAAGUUACACUCUCCUAAUUUGUUUGAGAUAGUUUUGGUAUUUUCUUGAACACAUUUAGUUUCAAGCAAGUACUAUUAAUGCAUCACCCAUUUUCACUACUUGACUAAGACACAUUGUUUAAGCAGGAAGCCAAAUAAUCACCCGCCAGCGACACUAGAAGAACUGUAACUUAUGGAACUAGUGAACAGUAUCUAAGUGUAAGCUCACCAACUGGUGGCUGUAACUGGUUUGAUGGCUAAACCACUUGCCAGCUCCACUGUUUUAGAAAAGUACCUUUUAAUGGAGCUGAGGCUGGCUGGUUUCCUGCCAAAGUGGCUGGUAGUGUCCACACAGCAGCAAAAAUUAGUUUCUCUGCAGUCUGUACAUUUCCAUCCUGCUAAGAGUGACAGGUACAAUAGGCAAUUUCAGGUCAUUUUUACAAGUGGUAGUCCAGGAAAUCUUGCCCGUUUCGAAGAAGCAAAGAUAUCCUUUAAGCUAGAAGUGAGGAUCAUUCAGACAGAAACAUCAUACAACUCAUUCGAACAUUGCUUAGCAGAGAAUCUGCAGGUUUUCACUUCAGCCACACACAAGUUGAAGGUGUUUGAAGCCCUGAGCUCAGCUGCUUGAUGAUUAUUUGAAAUGAAAUUCUGCAGGCUCUUCAUCUUUCUGUGAAGUUUUUUUCACCCCAAUGUUAACUGACCAGAGCACUGCUGUCCAUUGAGUUAAUUUUUUAAUGCUUCUGUAAGUCAGAUACAGCAUUUUAUAAAAGCAAGCUAGAGUUAACUCCUUCUUGUUUAUUAACCUCAUUAUUUACAACAUCACAUUGCAAGAGUAGGUUAAACAGCCAUGCUUUAAAUGUUAAGCGGCUGUUUUUUUUGUUUUUUGUUUUUUUUUUGUUUGUUUUGUUUUUAAUCAGUGGCGGUCAAAAAUGUUUCCCUGGGAAAUAAAGACACCCUCUCUAACUUGUUGGCUUCAGUGUAAACAUGCUCCUGUUGGACAAAAGAAGUGUUUGUGUGGGAACUGACCAUCCGUAUGUCAAUGAAUUGCUGACUGUAUUUUGUACAUGUAUCUGUUGGCCACGUUGACACAAAAGCAGUCAACAAGCUGGCUUGGCUGAUGGUGGAAGUGCCGCUUGGAGUGGUAGGUGGAGAUUUCCUGAGGAGACUGCAACUCUCACUCAGUACAUACUUGCUCUUUAACAUAAUCAGCUAAGUUUUACCCUAAUGGAGGAGGUGAUUCUAAGUUUGUUCAUUUCCACGUUUUUAAUCUUAACACACACACAGCCACGUGUUUUCUAGAUUGUAUUAUUUUAGCUUGCAUUGGCCGGGCAACACUCAAGACAUGAUGGAGCACAUUCACGGUCUUUUCUUGGUUCUUCUUGUUGGCAGACGGUCCUAUAUUUAUCAAAUACUGAAAUAUGCAUAAAUAAAAUUGGUUAGAACUUUCAAACUCAGCAUGGUUAACAUACUGUUUCCUAGCCUAAUGUUUUCCUGUGUUUCAUGUGUUGGCUGUAGCCCGGCUGUGCUCAUUUCUACGUAUACUGUAUUAAAGCAAGCGUAGCUUCCUAUGUUAGCAGACCCAGUUUAGUUAGUUCAAAUCUCCUUUCUCUGAGCUGUUUGCUUUGGCUUGCCUUUUGUUCAAGAUUCAUAAGAGAACUGAUUUGAAGAGUGAAUUCUGAACCUUUUCUUUCUUGUAUUGUGUCCAUUAAUUUCAAGUGGACAUUGUCUUUCUGCUUCACCUUGUACUGCCCAAUGUUACAAGUCUUGAAUCAGCAGCUAGUUUUUUUUUUUUCUCAUUUUCUUACAGAGUGAUCAUUUUAAUGUGUCCUGCCCUUGUAAGACACAAAAUGAUCAUUCCAAAUGUUUACAAACUAAUAGCAGCAAGCUCCUUAAAAGUGGUCUUAUUUUUUAAUUAAGUGAAUACAGGUUGCUUAAGCACAUGAAAUCCCCCACCCAAGUAAUUCAAAAAAGCAGAAAAGCCCCAUGAUUAAAUGAAAGGUGCUCAUUAUGCAUUUGACUGAAGCCACCUAUACCUGUCUCCUCCAGAGGCUGAAUUAGUGGGAAUAUUUUCCCAUUUCAAAGUUUGCUCAGCUGUAAAUAGUCUUCGGCAUUCAAAGUGGAAUCCUUCUCGAGUACCUGUGCUAAUAUGAUUGACUGAUCUGUGUUUGUAUCUAUAUCCUGGGUCUACUCUUGCAUCUGUUUUCACACAAAUGUAUUAUUCAGUAAAGUUGACUGAAGAGGGGUUUUAUUUCUCUCAGGCCAGAACUUCUGCCUUUGGGAUGUUCUCAUUUCUACCACGUUUCAUCAGUAUUAUCAGUUAAAUGUCCUGCUUUCUGACUGCCUUCUGUUAUACCUCACUAGUGAUUGGAAGACAUUGAAUUAGCUGCACCUGGGUCUGCUAGUUAGUUUUUAUAUCUUGUCCUUGAAAUGUUUCUCUGUAUUUAGCAGAUUAGCUGUUGUCCUGUUGCAUGUUUAUUGGUUUCCCUUGCAGUGUCACCGUCAUGGCCGAUGUACUUUUAAUUGUCUGUUUUGGACAAUAAAGAGUAUUUGUUUUCAUAA